UGGUUCACUUCACCUCAUCUCAUUUUUCUCUUUCACUUCACUUCCACACACUAUUCCUUAAAAGCUUCUUUAUAUAUAUAAAAAAGUCCUAACAUCACCUCAAUUUAAUCCACUCAUCAUCUUCUUGAUUCUUCAAAAAAAAAAAAAAGUUAAAAUUCUUUCUCUCAGUUUAGCUUAUAAAGAUCUUAUCUUUUCUGAAUUGGGUCAAAGAAAAAUCAUGAGAAUAUACCAAGAAAUGAAAGAUGAAGAAGCUCAAUCAAGAAUUAGUACAAAUACAGUAACAACAGUUUCUUCAGUUUCAGUAGUAACAACACCAGCAGCAGCAACAUCAACUGUAAAAAAAGAUCAAGGAUUUAGUGGGGUUUUUGGUAAAGGUAAAUACAAAUUGUGGGUAUUGGCUGCAAUUCUUUUGCUAGCUUUUUGGUCUAUGUUCACUGGUUCACUUACUCUUAGUCUCAACUGGUCUACUUCAAAUCUCAGCCGUUUAUCCCAUGCUUCUGAUUUCACGAUCCAUGAAGAUCUUGAUAUUCUGGUAUUGGAGGAAAGAGAGAAAAUGGUGAAACAUAUGUGGGAUGUGUACACACAGAAUAGCAGGAUCAGGUUGCCUAAGUUCUGGCAAGAUGCUUUCCAAGCAGCGUACCUAGAUUUGACGAGUGAUUCACCAGCUACCCGAGACACUGCUGUGUCAGAGAUUGCCAAGAUGUCCCUCCGUUCCACUUCCACUUAUGAGUCACCUUCCAACAAGAAAUCAGAACCAAGAGAAGUAGCAAAAGAAAAAGAAUCGAAAAGUCCGGCGAAGACGACAACUACAAAGAAACAGAAAUAAUGGGGAAGUCAAUGGUUAUGUUGAGAAUUGAGAUGAAGGUAGAUGCAACAGAGUUGUGGUUGAACUCAUUCUUCUUGGUAGUCAAAGUUCUUUACUUGUAUUUAAACUACUACUACUACUACUACUAGAAGCUUUAUUUAGAUAUAUUAUAAAGAUCAAAAUUUAGUGAAGGCAAAGGUCUUCCUUUUGAUUGUUCCCACUUAAUAAUAUGCCAUUUCAAAGCCAGUUAGUAAACUUUAAUCUAUUUUUCUUAUUUGGUUGAUCCAAAUCAUGUAGUAAUUCUCU
Molecule: messenger RNA, 1111 nt
Organism: Solanum stenotomum
Lineage: Eukaryota; Viridiplantae; Streptophyta; Magnoliopsida; Solanales; Solanaceae
Exons: 3
Coding region: 218-826 (202 amino acids)
Source: RefSeq, a predicted model, not a curated record